This is a messenger RNA of Sander lucioperca (pikeperch), 3225 nucleotides long. RefSeq names its product GTPase IMAP family member 8-like. Lineage: Eukaryota; Metazoa; Chordata; Actinopteri; Perciformes; Percidae. The transcript has 3 exons. The record is from RefSeq and is a predicted model, not a curated record. Gene Ontology annotation, molecular function: GTP binding. Bases 275 to 2626 code for a protein of 783 amino acids.
ACACCUAAAUCUGCUCGCAAAAAAGGAUUUGAGUGCAGAGUGGCACAGCAAGAAUUGUAACUAGUUAGUGGAUUAAACAGAUAAUACAUGUAACUAAUAACCAAAUAGAUUCAUAGAUUCAUUAAUCAAAAAAAGUUUAUUGAUAAUUCUCAGGUGUUGACUGUUCAGAAUGGUCUGGCCUGAUCUGUCGGACCAAAAAUAUGAUUCAAUGCAAUAAAAGAUACAACUUCAGGUACCAAGUUUAACUUCUGAGGUGGAAUUUACCUAACACAAAAUGGCAUCCGCAUCUGAACUCAGGGUUGUGAUGUUUGGAAAAAGCCAGAAUGAAAAGACGACACUAACUAACUUACUCACUGGAAAACAAGAUUGUUCUCAUCCAAGAAUGCGUGCACAAUUUGCACAUUUGCAAAGAAAACCCUUCACAGUAGUUAAAACACCAGACGUCUUCAGUCUGCCUGUGCAAAGAGUGAAACACGAGAUGAAGAAGUGUGUGGCUCAAUGUCCUCCUGGACCAAAUGUUCUGCUGCUGUUAGUGAAUCCUUGUGAUUUCAAUGAAGAAGACAGACAAAAUAUUAAGACAAUCAUAAACUUCUUUGGACAAGAUGCUUUUAAAUCCUCAAUGGUCAUCAUAACACAAAAUGAUAGGGUUGGGAAUUCCUCAGUUUAUCAACUCAUCCAAGACUGCAGACAAAGGAAGCAUAGAAUGAACUUUGAUGAACAAGAUUUUCCUGACAAUAAUUUUCAAGAGUUGAUUGAGAAAAUGGAGAACAUAGUGGGUGAAAACAGGGGACAAUAUUUGACCUUCACUGAAGAGACUGAUUGCAAGGGUGGACCUGAAUAUGCAAAAUCCACUCUUACAAGACGUGGAUCAGAAGCUUAUCAAUAUCAGAGUAAAGGAUUUCACAGGAUGGUGCCGGGUACGGCAUCUCUCAGGGUGCCGAAAAAAGAGCCUCCCAGGAUAGUGGCGAGAAAAAAGUAUCCCAGGAUAGUGCCGAAAAGAGAGUUUACGGUGAUGAGUAGAGAGUCUCCAAGGAUGGUGCAGAGUAGAGAGUGUCUCAGGAUGUUGCUGAUUGGAAAGACUGGUUGUGGAAAGAGUGCCACUGGAAACACCAUUUUGGGCAAAGAAUGCUUCAAAUCUAAAUCCAGCCCAAAGUCAGUGACUGAGUUUUGCCAGAAAGCAACAGGAGAGAUUGAUGGGCGACGUGUCGUCAUAGUAGACACCCCUGGCUUGUACGACACGACUCUGACCAAUGAUAAAGUUCAACAGGAGCUUGUGAACUGCGUCAGCUUGUUGGCUCCAGGACCUCAUGUGUUCUUACUGGUGCUGCCGAUCGGUCGCUUUACACGAGAGGAAAAAGAAACUGUGGAACUGAUCAGGGACUUUUUUGGCAAGAAGUCAGAAGACUUCAUCAUUGUCGUAUUCACCAGAGGAGAUGAUCUUAAUAAAAACCAGACGAUUGAGAGUUAUAUAGAAGAAGACACUGAGGGAUCCUUAAAAAAACUGAUAACUGAAUGUGGAGGAAGAUACCAUGUCUUCAAUAACAAUGAUCAGGAGAAUCAUUCUCAAGUUAGCCAGCUGCUGACCAAGGUUGAGGCAAUGGUGAAGGAAAAUGGCGGUGACUACUACACCUCAGAUUGGUUUCAAGCAGCUGAGGCAGCCAUACAAAAAGAAAAAGAGUUCAUGAUGGUGAAGGAACAAGAGAUACAGAGGAACCAGAGGGAUCUUGAAAGAAAACAUCAAGAAGAAAUGCGAGCGAAGGAAAGAGAAUUGGCAGAGCUAACAUCUAAACUUGAUCAAGGCAGAGAGGAGAGAGCCAACAGAAAGGAGGAAUACACCAAGACGCAGCAAGAGGAGAGGAAGAGAAGAAGAGAAAAGAGACAAGAGGAGGAAAAGAACAAGAAAAGGCAGGAUGAAUUCCAACGACACGAGUGGGAACAAAAAUAUGAAGCUUGGGAGGAAAAUCUCAAAUAUGUAUCGGAAAGAAGUGCUGUCACUGACUGGGUGUUAAUAUUGAAGGCUCGAGAAGACAUAAGAAAAGAACGAGAGGCUUGGGAGCAGGAAAGAAAGGAAUGGUGGAACAUACGAUAUCAAGAAGAUCAACAGGAACGAGAGGAGCAAAAACAACUUGAAAAGCUCAGAAAAGAGCAGGAAUUUGAAAGAUACGAAAACAAAAGAAAAGAAAAAGAAGAGAGGAUCAAAAGAGAAUAUGAGGAAGAAGAUCUCUAUCAGAACAUUGAUGAAAUAAGGAGGAAAUAUGAAGAGGAGGUCAGAAAGCAAGCUGAACAAUGCCAUGAAUUCAGACACAUGUAUACAGAGGAAGUUUUAGCUGAGAUGGAAAAGUAUGGAAAGGAGAUGGAGGAUCUGAAGCAGAGGCAACAAAACCAAAAUGCCUCAAUGAUAAAACAGUUGUGCAGAUACAAGGUAUACCAGAAAGACUUCAAUAAAUUGAAGACAAAACAAGAACAAGAAAUGAAUGAGCUGAAAUUGACACUUUUAAACCUUGAGAAACAAAAUCAGGGCAAUGAAAUCCAUGAGCUAGAGAAAAUGCAUGAGGAGGAAAUACAUAAGUGGAUACAGGAACAUGUGAAGAAAGCCAGCAAAAACAAGGCUUGUCGCAUUUUAUGAGAGGUUUUGUUUUUUUCUCACAGCGGCACAGUUUCACCUACAAAAUUGUGAGCUUUCGUUUGGAGACUUUAAAUAUUUUGUUUUUUGAGUUUUUUCUCAUGUUGACUGGUGUAUAUAGUUAGCGUAUAUACAGUUGUUCAGGUACCAUUAGUAUAUUCAACCAAUGUCUGACAUUGAAAUAACAAUAUGAUAAAUGAUGUUGUAUAGUUGUUUAAGUGCAAAUGUCUGUGAACAGAUAACAAUUGUAGUAGCCAGUGCACUGCAGCACAUCAUUUGUUUAACUUAUGUUAACUUUAAGAGCUGAUUAAGUUUAAACUGAUGCAUGUUCAAUAGCUGUAAAGUUAAGUGUAUCUGUGUAACUGUCUAACUGCAUGUUAGUAAACAUGUAUUAUCAGCUGCAGCCUGUAUUGUCAUUUAAUAUGACUUUUUCUUUUUGCACAAGUUAACAACUAACAAUUAAACUAUUUUACUUUAAGACAGGUAAGAGAUAUUACAGCAAAUGUUAAGACUAAACCUCACAAAUAAAUGAAUGUGAAAAAGAUAAUUACAUAUCUGUUUUUGUUUUACAAGGAAUGUCUAUAAAACGUGUAUAUAAGAGA